Plasmodium gonderi is the source of this 1041-nucleotide messenger RNA. RefSeq names its product variable surface protein. The record is from RefSeq and is a predicted model, not a curated record. The transcript is spliced from 3 exons. Lineage: Eukaryota; Apicomplexa; Aconoidasida; Haemosporida; Plasmodiidae. The coding region runs from base 1 to 1041 and encodes 346 amino acids.
AUGUGUAUUAAUAUAUAUACUGCAAUUAAUAAAUUUACUAAAACUGAUUUACCUUCAGUUAAAUUUUAUGAAAAGCUAGAUAAUGAUUUUAUGAUAUUAGUAGACGUGCCAUACUGUGGUACUUUUUCUAAAGUAAAAUACGGUACAAAUGGACAAAUUAAAGAACUUUGUAAAACAUAUAUAAAUUAUCUAGUAAAACAAGUCCAAAUAUUCAGGAAAUUUGAAUACAAAUACAUGAAUUGUAAUAGUAUAACAUAUUGGCUAUAUGAUAAACUAUCAACAACCCCUAAAAUGGAUGAAAGAAGUUGUUCUAAUGCAUUAUCUGAAAUUAACAAUAUGUGGGAAAGGGCUACUGAGAACGUUAAUAGAUCCGAUGCUAAAAGUUGUAAACCUUAUCUUAAAAUUACUAGUUAUCAUGAUAAUUGGAAUGAUGCUAAAAAGCUCUUUGAUUACUCUAUGGAUUUUAAUUAUCUUAAGGAUAUGGAAAACAAUUGUAAUGAUAAGUGUGAUGAGUUAUGCGAAUACCUCAAUGACAUAAAUGAUAUAUAUGAGAGGUAUGAAGACACUUCGUCUGGCAAUAAUAAACUUUUGUGUCCUCUUUCUAAAGAUGAAUAUGAUAAAUGUAAUCCAAGGUCAUUGUUAGAUAAGUUUAAAUGUGUUACUUCGACUGAGGAAUUACAAUUGCCUAAACAGAAUCUUAGUGUAGAAGGGGAGGCUACUGAAGAAGAGAAGGAUAAUGUACAAGAGGAGACUAUAGUAGAAGGAGGUCCUGGUGGAGAAGAGGCUGGUAGCACUCUAUUAAUUAAAGAGGAUUCUGAGGAGGAUUCAGAAUUAAUAAGUGGAGAAUCGCAUCCUUUAAGUGCAUUUGGUAAUAAAUUCACACCCAUAGGAAGACAAAUUCAAAAUAAGUUUCCAAAUAUGGAUAAUAUGAUAAGGAAGUUAAGUAAAAAAGGAAAUAGAUCACCCACCCAUAGAUUUGAGACUUAUAACCCAUUUGGUGAAUAUUUAGAAGAGAAUUACAUAGGAUAUAACCCUGUGUAA